Molecule: messenger RNA, 325 nt
Organism: Owenia fusiformis
Lineage: Eukaryota; Metazoa; Annelida; Polychaeta; Sabellida; Oweniidae
Source: the annotation of a GenBank genome assembly
GUGUCCUGGUCAGGUCAACUGUUCAGAUAAACAUGAGUGUAUGAUUGUGGAGAUGGCCCCUAAGUUGUUAGAAAGUGAGGGUCUUAUGUUAGCAAAGGCUUUGGUAGAUCCAAGGAACCCUUAUGUUCCUCUCAAAGUGGCAAAUUUGAGUAAUGAACCUCAGACUUUGUAUGUAAAUAUGUUAGUAGGACUUGGUGAAAUGUUAGAAAGUAGGUUUGUUAGUCAAGUAGAUGUAGGCAGCCUGUAUAAUGGUGAAGAAGAAGAUGUUAGAGAUAGUUUCAAUUUGCUUGCAAGCACCGAAGAUGAAGUUAGAGAUAGUUUAAAU